This is a messenger RNA of Indicator indicator, 519 nucleotides long. It is a transcript of the gene AGTRAP, whose product is annotated as angiotensin II receptor associated protein. The transcript has 6 exons. Gene Ontology annotation, biological process: regulation of blood pressure; angiotensin-activated signaling pathway. Gene Ontology annotation, cellular component: plasma membrane. Lineage: Eukaryota; Metazoa; Chordata; Aves; Piciformes; Indicatoridae. The record is from RefSeq and is a predicted model, not a curated record. The coding region runs from base 1 to 519 and encodes 172 amino acids.
AUGGAGCUGCCUGCUGUCAGCCUCAAGGUUAUCAUUAUGGUACACUGGCUCCUCACAGUGUGGGGGUGCAUGAAUUACAUGUUUCCAGCCUCCUAUGCCUGGGGAAAUUUCAGUGUCCUCGCAGUGGGGAUCUGGGCCAUUGUGCAGCGAGAUUCCCUUGAUGCCAUCACGAUGUUCCUGUUCGGCCUGCUGCUCACAGUUGUCACAGAUAUAAUUCACAUCUCUCUCUUCUACCCUUCAAACAAGGAUCUCACUGAUCUGAAACGUUUCAGUGUAGGCAUGGUCAUCUUCAGCUUCCUUCUCAAACCUGUGUCCUGCUAUUUGGUGUAUCAAAUGUGUCGGGAGCGUGGAGGAGACUGCACCUUUAACAUAGACCCGAAGCCCUCAUGUGACAACUAUUUUGCCCACAAUGAUGUCAGCAGUGCAGGCCGGGAUCGCAGCACUUAUGAGCCAAUUGAUCAGCAAGAUGCCAAUCCACAGUGGCCUGACUCAAGCAGGACAGCCCAGCAGCCAUACUGA